This is a messenger RNA of Amyelois transitella, 2638 nucleotides long. It is a transcript of the gene san, whose product is annotated as probable N-acetyltransferase san. Gene Ontology annotation, molecular function: acyltransferase activity, transferring groups other than amino-acyl groups. The record is from RefSeq and is a predicted model, not a curated record. NCBI's taxonomy places the organism in Eukaryota, Metazoa, Arthropoda, Insecta, Lepidoptera, Pyralidae. The transcript is spliced from 3 exons. Gene Ontology annotation, biological process: mitotic sister chromatid cohesion. The coding region runs from base 134 to 661 and encodes 175 amino acids. Gene Ontology annotation, cellular component: NatA complex.
UGUCAAUGGAAAUUGCGAAACGAGCUACAACUAGUGGGCAGAUGGCGGGAGUGAUCUCGUGUGAUAUAACUGUGUUAGAUGGUUAGAUUAGUUUAUAAAUUGUAGUGUUUAAUAAUCUAGAAUAGUUAUAAAAAUGACUAGAGCUAAAAUAGAACUGGGGGACGUGACACCGCAUAAUAUAAAGCAACUAAAAAAGUUGAAUACAGUCGUAUUUCCUGUGUCUUACAAUGACAAAUUUUACAAAGACGUAUUGGAAGCUGGCGAAUUGGCGAAAUUAGCGUAUUAUAAUGAUAUCGUAGUAGGUGCAGUGUGCUGCAGGAUAGAUACGUCGGAAAACUCCCGGAGAUUAUACAUAAUGACUUUGGGUUGCUUGUAUCCAUACAGAAGACUGGGUAUUGGUACUCUCAUGGUGGAACAUGUGCUCAAGUAUGUUGAACAGGAUGGCAAUUUUGACAGCAUUUUCUUACAUGUGCAAGUGAAUAAUGAGGGUGCAAUAGAUUUCUAUAAAAAGUUUGGCUUCGAGAUUGUCGAAACAAAAGAACAUUACUACAAGAGAAUAGAGCCGGCUGAUGCUCAUGUCUUACAGAAGACAAUAAGACAGCCUGAAGCACCGUUAGUCAAUGGAACAGUGCCACAUGCCAAAACGAAUGGACACGAUUGAGCAAAAACAUUAACCCCGUAAUGUACUCAUACAAAGCCUCAAAUUGGUUGUUAUAGUGCAACAGGCAAGUGAUACAACAUAAUGUUAAGGUAUAAGUCACUUGAAAUAGCCUAACAGGAUUAAGAUAUUCAUAGAUUGUAACUUCAUGCACACUAUGUAGGCAGGACUUUAAAGAGUUGAGCAUCGUAUGCUUCACAUUUUGCCUAAUCUGAUGAGAGACGUGGUGACAAUUUAGUUCAGUCAUUACUGGUUAUGUAUGUACCUUUAAAAGUACAUACAUAUAAAUCUUUUCAUAGCAAAAAGUUGUGUGUGUGCUUUUACUUUGUUUAUGUUUAAUCUAUAGGGAAUAAAAGAAAUGAGUUUAUUUAUGUUUGUAAGAAUAAUAUUCAUAGAUAAAGUGAGGACAAUAAAGCAAACAUUAAAACCUUAGUCUUCAGCAGUUUGUUUUUGCAAUAAAUACAAAAAUAAUUAUUCCAACUGACAAAGAAACUAUUCAGUUAUAGGAUAUAAUAUUCUAUAGCUGGCAUAGGCAUAGUGUGCAUGAAGUUGAAUGCCUUUAUAGGUCAGGUUGUGGAAGUGCGAGGCCAUAAUAAUAAUUCAAAAUGACUGAUACUAAUCUUUCAGGAAUUUCAUGUUGUACAGUUUACUUCCAUAGAAAGCACUUAAUUGGGGAAAAAAUGUUUUGUAUGAUUCCCCUAGUGUUUUGUAAUAAUUAAGUGACUACUUGUACAGAAUGUGACAUUAAGUUCUACAUUGCUGUGAAAUUGUAAAUGGACUAUCAUUAUACAUAAGAUCAAUGCUAGCUCUAGGCAUUCUUUUAGCUAUACAUUUUUGAUGGCAAACAAAAUUCUUUGUCCAUUUUUUACUGUUCUAUCUCGUAUUUAAUGAAUAGGUGUAAAAUUUUCGACUUUUUUAAAAUUAUAACAUACAUUAACAAUAAUAUAAUAUUGAUCAAGAAACACAGUGGAGAAUUGAUCUCUUGGAUUUAUAUGUGGAAUUUAAAGUGCCAACACUACAGUACUUAUUUUUUUUUAUAAAACAAGAUUGGUCAGCUAUAAUAAUUUUGCACAAACCAAGGUUUUUGAGAUUGUAGAAAGAUUGUACAUUUGCUCAUUUACUUAAAAUGAGAAAAGUUGAUAGAAUCUCCACUGUAUAGUUUCUACCUCAUAAUCGAAUAAAAUGGUCAUUGCAGUAUAAAAAAAUUAUAAGCUCUAGUAAUUAUAUAAAUUCAGCUUCAAUUAUUUUGUAUAAACAGAAUUUGCUUAUUUUUUGCACUAUGACCUGACACUAUAUCCUUUUGGUGUACAAUAAUUUUAUGACUUGUUGAUUUGUAUAAAUUUUUUGUUUUAUUGAUGAAUUUUAACACAAUUUCUAGGUGUAUCACUAUUUCUAAGUGUUUCACUCGAUACAGCUUGUUCUGCAUUUAUGAAAGUCCGCAUCUGUCUUUAUAUUCACCACAUGUAUAUCAAGUGAAAAGUUAGUUUCUGUUGGUAGUACUAAAAUACUUUAUUCAUGUACGAGAAAAUUAUUAUUGGAGUCUCCAUAGCAAUUUUGAUUCAAGUAGUACAUUUAUAUUAUUUUGUAACUGUUUUUAAUGGCAGUGUUAGUUAAUCAUCGCAAUUUCAACAUCCAAGUAUCAUGAUAAUAAGUCAAAUCGUAUUGGUCUUUAUUUAUCUUAAUACUAUUGGGAUGGUAGGCCUCCUCUAAAGAUUUACACUUCACGGUGACCGUUUGAAAGCGUACAACUAGCAGUAACUUUAAAAAACUAACAUUUCCUCUUAUAGAUGCUAAUAUCUAGUCGGGCCUUGGUAAGCCUGCACUCAGUCGGGUGCGGACAUAAAUGAACGACAAACAGGAACUUUUUCGUUACCAAAUAGUCAAAUCUCACUUCACAAUAACAUAUUCUGAACCAAUACUUGUUAAUAUCAUGUUCACUGCAACUUUAGCAUUAGUAUAAUAAUAAACAUCUUUAAAUUA